AAGGUAGUUUUGGUUGUUGCUUUAAUUGACUCUUCUUCACCCAAACUCUUUGCUUUCUCUGUAACGCGCUGCGAUUCUGUAUUUUCUUUUGUUUUCCUCGGUCGCUCACAAUGGCUCCGCGAGCUAGAUUGCUGCGACUCGCAGCGACAUCGUGUUCGCGCAAUGGCGUCGCAACGGCAACGUCAUGUACCAGACUUGUAACCUCGUCAGCACCGUCAGCUCUGCGCCAGUUCUCUGCGUCGACGGCGCGGCGAUUCGCUGGCUCGCCUGUGGUCUGGAAGGCCAAGCUCACGUCCGAGACGUACACUAACCUCAAGCGAGACGACAAGUUCGCCCAAUUGACGCAAGAGCACGUCGACUUCUUCAAGACGCUCUUGGGAAGCGAAUCGGCAGUCAUCGACGGCACCAGCCAAGACCUAACAGAAGAAAUGAUUCCGUUCAACGAGGACUGGAUGCAUAAAUACCGCGGCCAGAGCAAGCUUGUGGUGAAGCCGGCCUCCACCGAGGAGGUCAGCAAGAUCCUCAAGUACUGCAAUGACAAUAUGCUUGCUGUAGUACCCCAGGGCGGAAAUACAGGUCUUGUUGGUGGCUCUAUUCCCGUCUUUGACGAAGUCAUUAUCAACAUGAGCCGCAUGAACCAGAUUCAUUCGUUCGACGACGUUAGUGGCUCGCUUGUGCUCGAUGCCGGUGUUGUUCUCGAAGCUGCGGAUCAGUACGUGGCCGAGAGGGGAUACAUCUUCCCUCUCGACUUGGGAGCCAAGGGUUCUUGCCAUGUUGGCGGCAAUGUGGCUACCAACGCCGGUGGUCUGCGAUUACUACGAUACGGCAGCUUACACGGCAGCGUGUUGGGUAUGGAGGCGGUGCUCCCAGACGGAACCAUAAUGAACGAUCUGUGUACUCUUCGCAAGAACAAUACCGGAUACGAUUUGAAGCAGUUGUUCAUCGGCGCCGAAGGCACGCUAGGCAUCAUCACGAAGCUUUGCAUCCAGUGUCCGCAGCGCUCGCCCGCUGUCAAUGUCGCUUUCCUCGGCCUCGAGUCCUACGAAAAGGCGCAGCUUGCAUUCAGAGAGGCCAAGUCGCAACUUUCUGAAAUCUUGUCUGCCUUUGAGCUUAUGGACGGUCUGAGCCAAGAUCUCGUCCACCGUGUGAGACAAGGCAAGAAGCCGCUCGAUGACGAACACCCAUUCUAUUGCUUGAUUGAAACGAGCGGCUCCAAUGGCGAACACGAUUAUGAGAAGCUAGAAAAGUUCCUCGAGGAUGUCAUGUCCAACGAAAUCGUGUCUGAUGGUGUUGUCGCGCAAGACGCAACGCAGGUCAAGUCGCUGUGGUCGUGGCGCGAAGGAGUCCCCGAGUGUGUCGGACACUGGGGUGGUGUUUACAAAUAUGACGUGUCCAUCCCUCUUUCUGACAUGUACAGAAUUGUGCCCGACACAGAAAAGCGCAUGCGUGAAGCUGGCCUCCUCGGUGAUACCGACGAGUUUCCUGUGCUGGGUGUCAUCGGAUACGGACACAUGGGCGAUGCCAACAUCCAUUUGAAUGUGGCAGUGCGUCGCUAUGAUAAGGCUGUAGAGAAGGAGCUCGAACCGUGGGUUUACCAAUGGAUUCAAGAACGCCAAGGCAGUAUCAGUGCUGAGCAUGGUCUCGGCCUUGCUAAGAAGAACUACAUCAAGUACAGCCGCAACGAAGUGUUUAUGGGCAUGAUGAAGCAGAUUAAGCAAUUGUAUGAUCCGAACGGCAUCAUGAACCCCUACAAGUACGUCUAGAUACAGUCAGAACUACUGCAGGAAUGAGGAUUUUCACAUUUGGUGAGAUGGAGAGGGAAAAUGACGGUGCCGGACACUAUUUAGACUUGGACUAAACGGGAUAUAUGUUUCGAGCUCCGCAAUCCACGUUGACUGCGCCUGUAAUGUUACACUGAUUACAAUUACCAUUCAGUCCUGUGAAUAUUGAGCCCCCUGAAUAAAAUAAAAAAGAAAAUUUCUAUAAUGAGGUAUAUGGGUGCGAAGCUGCGGGCGGCGACGUGUAGCGCUGGACCAGUAGCCUCUUGGUCUACAAUACGCGAUUCCUCGGCAUUUGUCCGACCAUCGGCGUACUGGCAAACACGUGGGCUGGAGU
Messenger RNA from [Torrubiella] hemipterigena, 2115 nucleotides. The record is from the annotation of a GenBank genome assembly. NCBI's taxonomy places the organism in Eukaryota, Fungi, Ascomycota, Sordariomycetes, Hypocreales, Clavicipitaceae.